Beauveria bassiana ARSEF 2860 is the source of this 2580-nucleotide messenger RNA. Its product is annotated as coatomer WD associated region. Gene Ontology annotation, molecular function: protein binding; structural molecule activity. Gene Ontology annotation, cellular component: COPI vesicle coat. The record is from RefSeq and is a predicted model, not a curated record. Bases 1 to 2580 code for a protein of 859 amino acids. Lineage: Eukaryota; Fungi; Ascomycota; Sordariomycetes; Hypocreales; Cordycipitaceae. Gene Ontology annotation, biological process: intracellular protein transport; endoplasmic reticulum to Golgi vesicle-mediated transport; retrograde vesicle-mediated transport, Golgi to endoplasmic reticulum. The transcript is spliced from 5 exons.
AUGAAGCUCGACGUUAAGCGCCAGCUCUACACUCGCAGCGACCGAGUCAAGGGCAUCGAUUUCCACCCUCACGAGCCUUGGGUGCUCACGACCCUAUACAAUGGCAACGUCAAUAUCACCUCUUACGAAACGCAGCAGGUCGUCAAGACCUUUGAGAUGACCGAUGUUCCAGUCCGCGCUGGUAGAUUUAUUGCUCGCAAAAACUGGAUCGUCUGCGGUUCCGAUGACUUCCAGCUUCGUGUCUACAACUACAACACCUCCGAGAAGAUAACUUCGUUCGAAGCCCACCCAGAUUACAUCAGAGCCAUCGUUGUACACCCUACGCAGCCAUUCGUUCUGACUGCCUCUGAUGACAUGACUAUCAAGCUGUGGGACUGGGAAAAGGGCUGGAAGUGCGUGCGCGUCUUUGAGGGCCACAGCCACUACAUUCUGUCGCUGGCCAUCAACCCCAAAGACACCAAUACCUUUGCUUCUGCCUGUCUGGAUAGAACUGUCAAGAUCUGGAACCUCGGCUCCCCUCAUGCCAACUUCACCCUCGAAGCGCAUGAGACAAAGGGCGUAAAUCACGUCGACUAUUAUCCUCACUCCGAUAAGCCAUAUCUUCUCACAACCUCGGAUGACCGAACCAUUAAGAUCUGGGAUUACACAACCAAGUCACUGAUUGCGACCCUCGAAGGACACACACACAAUGUCUCGUUUGCAGUCUACCACCCCGAGCUGCCCGUCAUUGUUUCUGGGUCGGAGGAUGGCACCCUGCGAGUCUGGCACGCCAACACUUACCGUUUCGAGACGUCUCUCAACUAUAGUAUGGAGCGCGCUUGGUGUGUUUCCUCACAAAAAGGGCAGCAAUGCAUCGCUGUCGGCUACGAUGAUGGUGUCGUCGUUGUCAAGCUUGGUCGUGAGGAGCCCGCUGUGUCCAUGGAUCCUUCGGGCAAGCUCAUUUGGGCCAAGCAUAACGAGGUCGUCUCUUCCAUCAUCAAAGGAGAUGUCGAAAUCAAGGACAGCGAUCCCAUUACGCUGCCGACCAAGGAUCUCGGAACCUGCGAAGUCUACCCUCAGACUCUGAUCCAUUCGCCCAAUGGACGGUUUGUUGCCGUCUGCGGUGACGGAGAGUACAUCAUCUACACCGCUCUGGCAUGGCGCAACAAAGCGUUUGGUUCCGCGCUUGACUUUGUCUGGGCUUCCAAGGAAAAUAGUAACGACUUUGCUAUUCGCGAGACGCCUACGACUGUCAAGAUCUACAAGAACUUUGCUGAAAAGUCAGGUGGUCUUGAUGUCGGAUUUCAGGCUGAUGGCUUGACUGGUGGCAUCCUUCUUGGUGUUACAGGACAGGGUGGCAUCUCAUUCUUUGACUGGGCCACUGGCGGCCUCGUUCGUAGAAUCGAGGUUGAGCCCAAGCACGUCUACUGGUCCGAGAACGGCGAGCUUGUUGCCAUUGCUUGCGAGGAUACAUUCUACGUUCUGCGAUUUUCCCGGGAAAACUAUGUCGAAGCCGUCCAGGCCGGCCAGGUCGACGAAGAUGGCGUGGAGGCUGCUUUCGAAGUUAUUACUGAUAUUAGCGAGACCGUGCGCACCGGCGAAUGGGUUGGCGACUGCUUCAUCUACACCAACAGCACAAACCGUCUAAACUACCUGGUCGGUGAUCAGACCUACACCGUUUCCCAUUUUGACAAGCCCAUGUACGUCUUGGGUUACAUCCAAAGGGACUCGAGAAUCUACCUCGCCGACAAGGAUGUCAAUGUUACGUCGUUUUCCCUGUCACUGCCGGUCCUUGAGUACCAGACACUUGUUCUACGUGAGGACCUGGAGACUGCGGCCGAGCUGCUGCCCACCAUCCCCAAUGACCAGCUCAACAAGAUUGCCCGAUUUCUCGAAGGACAGGGCCACAAGGAGCUCGCCUUGGAGGUCGCCACUGACCCUGAACACAAGUUCGAUCUUGCUCUCGGCCUCAAUCAGCUCGACAUUGCCCUAGAGCUUGCCCGCGCUGCCGAUGUUGAGCACAAGUGGAAGACUGUUGGAGACGCGGCUCUUGCUGCUUGGGAUGUCACCCUGGCAACGGAGUGUUUUACACAUGCCAAGGACAUUUCAUCUCUAUUACUGCUCUACUCGUCGACUGGUGAUCGCGACGGCUUGACCCAGCUGGCCGCGCAAGCGGAGGAGAAGAGCGCCAACAACAUUGCCUUUUCCUGUUACUGGCUGCUGGGAGACGUGCAAAAGUGCCAGAGCAUUCUGACCAAGACGGAGCGAUAUGCCGAGUCGGUGCUUUUCGCACAGACGUAUAAGCCCAGCCUGGCUGCGGCUGCCGUCACAGAGUGGAAGGACAGCUUAGAAAAGUCAAAGAAGUCUCGCGUAGCCAAACUUAUUGGCGUUCCCGGCGAAGAUGAUGACUUGUUUCCUGAGUGGGACGCCUGGCUCAAGCUAGAGGGUGAGGGCGGCUCUCUGGUUGACGUUGAGGCCCCAGCAGUGAACGGCCACGAGGAAGUGGAAGAGGCUGCGGCUGAGGCUACGGCCGAGGCUGAGGUCGAGACUGAGAAGGUCGAGGAGAAGGCCGAGGAGAAGGCCGAGGAGGAGGAGGAGUAA